Rhagoletis pomonella (apple maggot) is the source of this 2444-nucleotide messenger RNA. RefSeq lists its product as uncharacterized. The transcript has 7 exons. Bases 165 to 941 code for a protein of 258 amino acids. The record is from RefSeq and is a predicted model, not a curated record. NCBI's taxonomy places the organism in Eukaryota, Metazoa, Arthropoda, Insecta, Diptera, Tephritidae.
UUAGCCCAUCCUUUGCGUUUUGCACUUUCGCUGAACAUCUUUUGGACAAACAUUUUCACAAUAACAUCGCGCUGGAAAUUCCAUCGUUAGACUAUAAAACGUGUAAUAAGAAGUUAAGUAACAUUCUGUAUGUAGACACCUUCUUUCCAUUGGAGCAACGGUGUAUGCUCUGGACGUGGUUUCUUUCCCUCGAAAUGCAGUUCUUUAUUGUAGCGUGCUUGGUUUUACUUCUUGCCGAGAUUCACUCGGUAUAUGCUGUAAUUAUUGGAAUGGCUAUGUUUUUCAUCUCCAUUCUAGCUUCUGUAGUUUGGGAAUCGGAUCCGACGACCAACGAAGAAUUUUCAAUUUCGAAAUAUAUGCAAUAUGAAUUGGCUCAGUUCCAUUUGGUUUUCGAUAACCUCUGUCUGCGCAUUUCACCAUAUGUUUUGGGAGUGUGUGUCGGAUAUAUCCUGCAACGGACGCAAUCCAACAUGAAAAUAAACACUGGAAUAUUAGUUUGUGGGUGGCUUGCUUAUUUGCUAAUAUUCGGCUUGUUUAUAUUUGCUUACAAAUAUGGCUAUGAAAUUCUACUUCCCAACGCAGCCGGUGGACGCUGGUGUCAGGCGAUACUCUUCACCAUAUCCCAUGCUAUGUGGUCUUUGAUGCUGCUCUGGACUACUCUCACAGCUGAAACUCACCAGACUUGGAAACCAUUGAAUUUUCUACUAGCUGGGAGAUACUUGAAUGCUUUGGAGCGCUUAUCGCCGGUCUGCCUUCUUGGAGCUCCAAUUAUAAUUCGUCUGCUCGUAUUCACAACCGAUGCACCCAUUUACAAUUCUAUAGGACAAACCUUUUCCCUAUUUGUUGGAUGUUUGCUAAUGACUUAUCUAAGCGCGCUUUUGCUUCAUUUUUUAUUUGAUGGGCCACUCUGCGCCAUUCUCCAGGAGACUUUAUUUAAAUAAUCGUAUAUUUAAACUAUAUUUAAACUGCACUUAAAUGCCCAAUAUUGGCUAUUUAAAUAUGGAAAAUGCAACCUUGCUCCCUCCCAAGAAACAGCUGAUUACUCCCAGAAAAAUAUAAAAAUACAUAAACUAACGAAAAUAAUUUUAUAAAUAUUUAAUUUGCAAAAUGGAUUCAAGUGAUCAAAGCGAUACGGAGUGUGAAAUUUUAGAGCGCGUGAUAAUAGCCCGACGUACACGGACUAUAAGAGAUGCGCCUAGUCGUUUCGGAAACUUCGAUGAUAAGAACUUCCGAGACAGGUUUCGAAUAAGUAAAGCGGCAGCAUGGAUGGUGCUACGGAUGAUAGGGGAGCAAAUACAACAUAAAAUAACAUGGAAUAGUGCUCUAACCCCCGAGGAAAUGCUUCUGCUGAAUUUGCGGUUUUAUGCCACGGGCUGCAUGCAAAGGACCGGAGGGGACUUAAUGGGAGUUUCUCCCAGUACUGCCUCCCGAGUAAUAAGAUUGGUUUCUCACCAAAUAGCUCUGAGGCGAGAAGAGUUCAUUGCGUUUCCCCCAACUGCAGAAGGGCAAAGGCAGGUGCAACAAAAAUUUUAUUUGAUGGCCAGAUUUCCGCGCGUACUUGCGGCUUUGGACUGCACACACGUAAAAAUAAUAUCCCCAGGUUAGAGCAAGAAGUUAAAAACAAAUAUAAAAAUGUCAGUAUAUAUUUACAUUUAUGCAUAAAUAUAUAUGUAAUUUUUAUAGAAGGUAAUGAUGCAGAGUUAUAUCGCAACAGAAAAGGGUUUUUCUCAUAUAACGUUCAGACGUUAUGUGACAGCGACUUGAAUAUAUUAGAUAUAGUAGCUCGAUGGCCUGGUUCCACACACGAUGCCACAAUCUUGCGAAAUUCGCACAUCUACAGUCGCUUUGAAGAUGGCCAAUUUGGUAGUUGCAGAUAGCGGUUAUCCGUGUAAUCAGUGGAUAAUGACUCCGUUAUCCAACGUUCGUACUCCUUCAGAAUCGCUAUACAAUGAAUCGCGAAUUCGAACGAGGAACUAUGUGGAACGGUCUUAUGGCGUGUGGAAACGAAGGUUUCCUGUUCUUUCGCUGGGUAUUAGGCUGAAUACCAAGCGGGUAGAAAGUUUUAUUGUGGCAACAGCAGUUUUGCACAACAUCUGCAAUCAAAUAAAUGAAAUAAGUGCUCCACCUAUUUCAGCAGAAAUCCGCGAUCAUAUUCAAGAUGUUUUACACAUGCCAUCCGUUUCCAUUACCCAUACCAAGAGCAACAUUAGAAGAGAAUUAGUUAAUAGUUAUUUCCAAAAUUUGUAAAUACACCGACUCACAUACAUAUCGUUACCUUAAUAUAGAAAGGCCCUAUCUCACAAUGUCGCUGAAAUACAAAAAGCCGUAACUAAGCAAAAAUCCGAAAUGCCCGCUUCGAUUGAUUAUAAUGUAUUUCAUCGAAUUAUGUGUCCCCAAACCAUUUUAAGAAAUAAAAAAUUUUAGUCAGUUACGGCUUUUUUGCA